GGAGCUUGAAACUGACUGGGAACUUCCGUGGCUCAGCGACUUGCCAGUUUCACCCCAGGAACUUGUCUUUGCAGGAGAAGAAAAGGGGAACAAACGUCCCCGCUUUAGCUCUUUCUUCCCCUCCUCCUUCUCCUCUUCUUCCUCACCAAUUCGCCUUCCCCCCACUUGGAGCGGGCAGCUGCGGGCUGGCCACCCCGUGCCUUCCUAAGUGCUCGCCACCACAGCCGGGUGAGGUGCCAGGCUCCCCGGGAGCCGCUCGCUCCGCGUCCGGGCAGCCGAGGGGAGAGGAGCCCGCGCCUCGAAUCCCCGAGCCGCAGCUGCUUCUCGCCUUUCCCGGCCACCCGCCCCCUGCCCUGGGCCCGCGUAUGAAUCUCCUGGACCCCUUCAUGAAAAUGACCGACGAGCAGGAGAAGGGCCUGUCCGGUGCCCCCAGCCCCACCAUGUCCGAGGACUCGGCUGGUUCUCCCUGCCCUUCGGGAUCCGGCUCUGACACGGAGAACACGCGGCCCCAGGAGAACACGUUCCCCAAGGGCGAGCCAGACCUGAAGAAGGAGAGCGAGGAGGACAAGUUCCCCGUGUGCAUCCGUGAGGCCGUCAGCCAGGUGCUCAAGGGCUACGACUGGACGCUGGUCCCCAUGCCCGUGCGCGUCAACGGCUCCAGCAAGAACAAGCCGCACGUCAAGCGGCCCAUGAACGCCUUCAUGGUGUGGGCACAGGCGGCGCGCAGGAAGCUGGCGGACCAGUACCCGCACCUGCACAACGCCGAGCUCAGCAAGACACUCGGCAAGCUCUGGAGACUGCUGAACGAGAGCGAGAAGCGGCCCUUCGUGGAGGAGGCGGAGCGGCUGCGCGUGCAGCACAAGAAGGACCACCCGGAUUACAAGUACCAGCCCCGGCGAAGGAAGUCGGUGAAGAACGGACAGACGGAGGCGGAGGAGGCCACGGAGCAGACGCACAUCUCCCCCAACGCCAUCUUCAAGGCGCUGCAGGCCGACUCGCCGCACUCCUCCUCCGGCAUGAGUGAGGUGCACUCCCCCGGCGAGCAGUCGGGGCAAUCCCAGGGCCCACCGACGCCACCCACCACCCCCAAAACCGACGUGCAGCCGGGUAAGGCUGACCUGAAGCGAGAGGGGCGCCCCCUGCCGGAGGGGGGCAGACAACCCCCCAUAGACUUCCGCGACGUGGAUAUCGGCGAGCUGAGCAGCGACGUCAUCUCCAACAUCGAGACCUUCGAUGUCAACGAAUUUGACCAGUACCUGCCGCCCAAUGGCCACCCGGGGGUGCCGGCCACGCACGGCCAGGUCACCUACACUGGCAGCUACGGCAUCAGCAGCACAGCGGCGACCCCGGCGGGUGCGGGCCACGUGUGGAUGUCCAAGCAGCAGGCGCCGCCGCCGCCGCCCCCGCAGCAGCCCCAGCAGGCCCCGCAGGCCCCGCAGGCGCCCCCGCAGCCGCAGCCGGCGCCCCCGCAGCAGCAGCCGGCGCCCCCACAGCAGCAGCAGGCGCACACGCUGACCACGCUGAGCAGCGAGCCGGGCCAGUCCCAGCGAACACACAUCAAGACGGAGCAGCUGAGUCCCAGCCACUACAGUGAGCAGCAACAGCACUCCCCGCAGCAGAUCGCUUACAGCCCCUUCAACCUCCCGCACUACAGCCCCUCCUACCCGCCCAUCACCCGCUCGCAGUACGACUACACAGACCACCAGAACUCCGGCUCCUACUACAGCCACGCGGCCGGCCAGGGUUCCGGCCUCUACUCCACCUUCACCUACAUGAACCCGGCGCAGCGGCCCAUGUACACCCCCAUCGCCGACACCUCCGGGGUCCCUUCCAUCCCGCAGACCCACAGCCCCCAGCACUGGGAACAGCCCGUGUACACACAGCUCACCAGACCUUGAGAUCUUACACAAAGGGUGAUGAUUGGCGUGAUGAUCAGAAAAAUGAACCGAAGAAAGAAAUAACCAGAACUUCCUUUGGCAAGUUUUUUUUUUUUCUUAAUUCCUUCAAGACAUUUAAGCUAAAGGCAACUCAUACCCAGAUUCCAAGACAGAAACAUUAGCUACCCAAACGCGUUACCACGGCGUUGCGAGUCAGUGGCCAGGCCACUCUUGGCUAGAUGGACCAGCGGAAUCGACAAGAAACUGAGCUUGAAAACCUUCGAAGCAAGCGUGGAGGAUGAUGGGAGGAUCGUGUGACCAAUUUGCUCAAUCUCUCUGCCUGUUUGGACUUUGUAAUUAUUUUUUAGCAGUAAUUAAAGAAAAAAGUCCUCUGUGAGGAGUAUUCUCUAUUUUAAAUAUUUUUAGUAUGUACUGUGUAUGAUUCAUUACCAUUUUGAGGGGAUUUAUACAUAUUUUUAGAUAAAAAAUUAAAUGCUCUUAUUUUUCCAACAGCUAAACUACUUAGUUGAACAGUGUGCCCUAGCUUUUCUUGCAACCAGAGAAUUUUUGUACAGAUUUGCUUUCUCUUACAAAAAAAAAAAAUGUGUGUGUGUUGUAUUAACAUAGAAAAAACACAAAUUUGUGUUAUGAGAUCAGUUUGAGGAGUUAGCUUUGCUUAAUGCCUCAGGCUUUCUGAUUCAAAGAGGAGCUGCCUUAGGAAAAUAAAGGCCUUAUUUUGCAAAUAUGGAAGUACACGUUAGUCUAGAGAAGCAUUUGGUAAGCUUUAUCAUAUAUAUUUUUUUUAAAACGAGAAAAACACCUUGAGCCUUAAAACCAUGCUGCUGAAAAAUACUCGCGCUCUUUUAGUGCAUUUCCUCCUGUAUUUGCUUGUUCAUUGCAGUCGUAAGAAAGAAGAAGCAAAAGUCAAGCAAAAAGGAGACGAAAUCUGUUUUGGGCAUGUUUCAGCAGCCAGUUAAGUGCCCCAGCACACUGCCCCCUGGUUGCCUGCCCUGCCCCAUGUGGAACACAGAUGCUAGAAUCCUCUCACUUACACUGUCACCUGUGCCUCUCUGAACACCAGCGGUUAACCUUCAAGACAUUCCACGUGCUAAAAUUAUUUAUUUUGUAAGGAGAGGUUUUAAUUAAAAAAAAAAAAGCUUCCUUUUUUUUUGUUUUGUUUUUAAAAUUUACCUUCUUUAAAAUAGGUUGUUGGAGCCUUCCUCAAAGGGUAUGGUCAUCUGUUGUUAAAUUAUGUUCUUAACUGUAACCAGUUUUUUUUUAUUUAUCUCUUUAAUCUUUUUUAUUAUUAAAAGCAAGUUUCUUUGGAUUCCUUGUCCUAGAUUUGUAUAAAUGCCUUUUUGUCCGUCUUUUUUUUUCUUUGUUUUUGUUGAAAACAAACUGGAAACUUGUUUCUCUUUUUGUACAAAUGAGAGGUUGCAAAUGUAGUGUAUCACUGAGUCAUUUGCAGUGUUUUCUGCCACAGAUCUUUGGGCUGCCUAAGUGUGUGUGUGUGUGUGUGUGUGUGUGUGUGUGUGUGUGUGUGUGUGUGUGGUUAUACAAAACAAUGCAAGCGUGUAUAUUCCCCUGCAUGUUCUCUUGGAGAGAGGGAGGAAAGGGGGAGGGGUUCGGCCCACUGACAGACCUGAAUUCUUAAUUACAUCUGUGGCUGGAGAGUUUGAGGAUUGCUUUUUAAAAAAGACAGCAAACUUUUUUUUUUUAUUUAAAAAAAGAUAUAUUAACAGUUUAGAAGUCAGUAGAAUAAAAUCUUAAAGCACUCUUAUAAUAUGGCAUCUUUCAAUUUCUGUAUAAAAGCAGAUCUUUUAAAAAGUAUUUCUGUAACUUAAAAAACCUGGCAUUUAAAUCAUAUUUUGUCUUUAGGUAAGGUUUGGUUUGUGUUUGUGUUUUGUUUGUUUCCUUGUUCCCCCGCAGACCUUUUGUUCUCUCUGUGAAACUUUCCUUUUUUUUCUUUCUUUUUUUGUAUAUUAUUGUUUACAAUAAAUAUACAUUGCAUUAAAAAGAAAA
Molecule: messenger RNA, 3899 nt
Organism: Rhinolophus ferrumequinum (greater horseshoe bat)
Lineage: Eukaryota; Metazoa; Chordata; Mammalia; Chiroptera; Rhinolophidae
Gene: SOX9
Product: SRY-box transcription factor 9
Exons: 3
Coding region: 366-1898 (510 amino acids)
Biological process (GO): heart development; morphogenesis of an epithelium; negative regulation of transcription by RNA polymerase II
Cellular component (GO): nucleus
Molecular function (GO): RNA polymerase II cis-regulatory region sequence-specific DNA binding; DNA-binding transcription factor activity, RNA polymerase II-specific
Source: RefSeq, a predicted model, not a curated record